This is a messenger RNA of Lepisosteus oculatus (spotted gar), 2100 nucleotides long. Its product is annotated as chemerin-like receptor 1. Gene Ontology annotation, biological process: positive regulation of cytosolic calcium ion concentration; complement receptor mediated signaling pathway; inflammatory response. The record is from RefSeq and is a predicted model, not a curated record. NCBI's taxonomy places the organism in Eukaryota, Metazoa, Chordata, Actinopteri, Semionotiformes, Lepisosteidae. Gene Ontology annotation, molecular function: complement receptor activity; G protein-coupled receptor activity. Gene Ontology annotation, cellular component: plasma membrane.
GUUUUGGUCAUAUUCUGUACACUAGUGCAAUGUUGCCUGUGAUCAGUCAGAUGAGACUGGAGACUUGAGCAUUUGCCUUUUGCUGUCAAUUACAAUCUUAAGAGAAAGAAGAAAAAUUGUAUUUUAUUCUUGCAAGAAUGGACCAAACCUAUGACUAUGACUACAAUAUUUCUAGUAGUGAUAAGAGUUCUUAUUAUAACAGCACAGAAAAGACUUACUCAAAACCAUAUACUAUGCAACAACCAUCUGUAAUGAAUAUCAUGAUCAUUGUGAUAAAUUCCAUAAUUUUCAUCCUGGGAGUGAUUGGAAAUGGUAUAGUGAUCUGUAUAACUGGUUUCAAGAUGAAGAGGACCAUUAACACCACUUGGUUCCUCAGCUUGGCAGUCUCUGAUUUCUUAUUCUGUGUUUUUCUUCCGUUCAGUAUUGUUCAAAUGGCCAGUGACCAACAUUGGCACUUUGGAAAGUUUAUGUGCAAGUUCACCUCCUUCAUAAUGUUCCUGAACAUGUUCAGCAGCAUCUUCCUCCUGGUCAUCAUCAGCAUUGACCGAAGUGUGUCAGUUUUCUACCCAGUAUGGUCCCAAAAUUACCGCACCACACGAUUUGCUACUGUAGUGGUCCUCAUUGCCUGGAUUAUCUCUGCUUUAUUGAGCACACCCUCACUGAUCUUCCGAGACACUGCAGUCAAAUCUGAGAAGACACAUUGUUUUAACAAAUAUGGCUCUGGUAUGUCUAAAAAAAAUCUUCAUAGAGUGGUUGCUUUAACAAGAUUCGUUUUUGGAUUUGUCAUUCCUUUUAUUGUCAUAGCCUUCUGCUACUCCAUUAUCAUUAUAAAACUGAAGAAAAACCGAAUGGCAAAAUCCUUGAAACCAUUCAAGAUCAUGACUGCCAUCAUAGUGACUUUCUUUCUCUGCUGGUUACCCUAUCACAUUUUUAUCAUCCUGGAGAUAAACCACUAUAAUUACAGCCCUGAUAUUUUCCUGAAGUGGAUGAGUAUGGCAGUUUCCCUUGCCUUUGCUAACAGCUGCCUCAAUCCUAUCCUUUAUGUGUUCAUGGGCAAAGACUUCAAGGAGAAGUUCAAGGUCUCCUUUCUGUCGAAAAUCGAAAAUGCUCUGAGUGAAGAUGCGCGCACCACAACCAGACGGAUUUCAAGGACAAGUUCAGCAUUUGAAAAAGGUUCAACGCUUGUUUAAGACAUGUGACUAACCUAGGAGUUGUAGCUCCUGCAGUACCUGUGAAACAGUGGGAGAUCAUUAAUAUAUAUGAAAUAAUAAUUACGGUAAAAAAAAGUAACAUGGGCAUGUUGUACACAUUAUGCAUUCAUGGCUUUUGUUUAAAAUGGAAAUGUUAACAAAAUACAGGAUUUUACUGACAUGAUACUAAGCUAUUGGUUCUCAGACAACAGUCACAUCAGAAAGAAUCACUCUGCUUCAAGGGCUCAAUAAGUAUCGGAAAUUAUACUAAUCUGUAAAUGGUAAACAUAAGUGUUCAUACAGUAUACAGGAAAUCUCACAUGAUAAGAGCAGAGAUACCAAAGCUUUCACAAAGGGUGGUAAACCCUACUAAAAAACAGCAAAACUUCACAUUUCAACCAAUGAUAUGGGGGAGGGAGAGGAGGUGUGAAACUGGAACACAAAAAUUACUGUUGGACAGUUAAACAUUAGAACUCUCUAAAAUGUUCCCAGAGUACAUAUUCUGCAUGAAAGGUGAGGAUCUUGUGAAUGACAAUACAAGUACAGGUGUUCAUGUUUCUUCUAGAAAAGUAAGACACUCAUCAGCACAAAUUAGUCUCGAUGGGUGGAAGAAUUCAGAAAGCUCGUCUGAGAAGAAAAAGUAAAACAUAAGAAUGUAUUCAAAUGACAUCUGCACGAAAACUAAAGGGGAUGUUCAGUGAAAUAUCUUCAGCAUGUUUCUUCCUCAUAAAAGUAUUGUAACGCAUACUGCCAUCAGGGUGUGUAAGAGCCGGCUUACCAGAGAAGGUGACAUAACCGCCCUUCCCUGUGAUACCAGGACUGCAGCUACUGGCCUGUGGAGAGAUCUCUCUUUAGCUCACCGGGCUGGGUCCCUGUUGAGUGACGCGGGAGUCCCGGGUUCGAGCCCUCG